Messenger RNA from Nezara viridula (southern green stink bug), 3060 nucleotides. NCBI's taxonomy places the organism in Eukaryota, Metazoa, Arthropoda, Insecta, Hemiptera, Pentatomidae. The record is from the annotation of a GenBank genome assembly.
AUGGUUGACUGCGAAGGAGUUUCUCUGGGUUCAUCAUGUGCGAAACUGCCACACUCCCAUUCUGCGGAGAUCUCAAAGACCCCACCACCUGGGGCUCCAAAGAACCCAGGCAAAAUGCUUGCGAUUCGUGUUCACAUGUUAGAUGACAAUAUUACCCUCUUCCAAGUUCAGGCGAAAGCCCUAGGCCGAGUCCUUUUUGAACAAGUUUGUAAACAAUUGAACUUGUUGGAAGCUGACUACUUUGGCUUAGAGUACCAGGAUCAUAAUGGCACCAAGUAUUGGUUGGAUGUUGAAAAACCUCUAUCACGCCAAGUCGGGCUCUCAUUAUUUGAGCCGAUGCUUUAUUUUUGUGUCAAGUUUUAUACCCCUGAUCCAGCCCAAUUGGAAGAGGAAUACACCAGAUACCUUUUUUGCUUACAAAUCAAAAGAGAUCUCGCACAAGGCCAUAUUCAGUGCAAUGAUAAUACAGCAGCGCUUUUGGCUUCCUACAUAGUACAAGCUGAAUGUGGGGACUAUGUGGCAGAAGAUUAUCCUGAUGCCUCUUACCUCUCUUCAUAUAAAUUUGUCCAACAUCAAGAUAGAGAGUUGGAAAAGAAAAUUAUGGAAAAUCAUAAGAAGCAUGCUGGCCAAUCUCCCGCAGAGGCAGAUUUAAACCUUCUCGAAACUGCCAGGAGGUGUGAACUGUACGGUAUGAAGAUGCAUGCAGUUAAAGAUCAUGAAGGUGUGCCUUUAAACCUUGCUGUAGCACACAUGGGUAUUGUUGUUUUCCAAGGCUACACAAAAAUCUACACCUUUUCUUGGGCAAAAAUAAGAAAAAUAUCUUUUAAAAGGAAAAAGUUUCUCAUAAAGCUUCAUCCUGAUGGAUAUGGUUACUAUAAAGAUACAGUAGAAUUUUUUUUCGAGAGUAGAAAUGAAUGUAAAAAUCUUUGGAAGAAAUGUGUUGAAAAUCACGGAUUCUUCCGCUGUAAUUCUAUUAAAAGAGUACCAAGGCAAAGAACUAGAGUGCUAAGCAGAGGAAGUUCGUUUAGGUACAGUGGUAAAACACAGAAACAGAUGGUUGAAUUUGUAAGAGAAAACUAUGUGAAACGCCAAAAUUUCCAGAGGUCACAAUCUUUCCGCCAAUCUAGUUCUGUACAUUCUUCAGUUGCCACCAAUGUUGGUGGCAGUAUUUCAGCUCAUCCUCUCAUUCCUCUGGGAGACAACAGUAUAGUGUCAGCGUCAUGCGGGUCGAUGGUGCUUGCGGGGGUGGAUUCUCCGAGCCGGACCUCUCCUGUGGAUCGGAUGAAUCAGAGUCAUUCCUCCCCUCACACUUUCCGAGACCAGCGUCAGCGCACAGUUGCUGUAGUUGAAGUUGAAGACAACAGGGCGAAUUCACCUACAGAUAAAAGGCUUCUGAACAAUACGCCGCACCACAAGUAUAAUAAUAUCAAUGUUAUUACAUCAACGCCCAAAGUUAAUGGGGUUUCCAUCUCUUCAAACAGUGAAUUAAACUCACCUCAGCUGAGCCCCCUGAAAACACUGAAGGAAGAUUCUCAGAGGAUUCAAGGAAGUGGUGAUACUCUUGAUGGUGAAGUAAAGAAGAAGAAAGUUACUACAGACAGAGCUUACUUCAUUGCGAAAGAAAUGAUGAUGACAGAGAGAACUUAUAGGAAAGAUUUGGAAGUAAUUAACCUGUGGUUGAGAGAUGAAUUUGACAAAGUAGAAGAGAAAAGUAUUACUGAGCUUCUUAGGAUAAUUGAUCCACUUCAUGAUGCACACUGUGCUCUUCUUAAAGAAAUAGAGAUGAGGUACGGAGCUUCUGAAACUAGAAAUGCUAGCCAACAUCGGAUCGCUGAUAUACUUUUAUCUGCUACGCAGUAUAUUCCAAUCUAUGAAGACUAUUUACAUGAGCAUUUAGAUGUCCUAGUCCAAUUGAGUAAAGAUCUUUGUAAUGACGCGUUCGAGCAGGUUUAUACCAAUUUUGAGAAGAAUAAAAUUUGUUACCUCCCCUUAACAUUAUUUAUUUUGAAACCUAUUCAGCGUAUUUUACAUUACUCACAACUUAUUGACCGUCUUAAGAAACAUUAUGGAUACGACCAUCCAGAUCAUGGAGAUUGUGAGGAAGCUGCUAUAAAAUUUGCUGACAUUAUCAAGCAAAUACCUGGAGUCCUUCAGAAAUCAGAAAAUCUUGUGCAAUUGAUCGAGCUUGGAAGAGACCUGAGCGGAUUUGAAGGGACUUUGACCGAAGGAGACCGCCUGUUCAUCAGGCAAGGUUGCCUCGCCAAAUUUUCUCAGAAAAAAGGUUUUCAACAACGAAUGUUCUUCCUGUUAUCAGAUAUGGUACUCUAUAGUAAUCUCUGUGGACAAACAUUCAGGGUUCAUGGUCAGAUGCCAGUCAAAAGUUUGACAGUUCAAGAAAGAGAAGACAAUCCUACCCCUAAUUCAUUUUUCAUUUAUUCUGGAAACAGGGCUAUCACCGUUGGAGCCAACAGUCCUGAGGAAAAAGACAAGUGGUUGGAAGACCUUACCUCCGCAAUAGAUAAAGCUAAAAAAAAUUCACUUAAUACGAGCUUGCUUAGUUUGAAGUGUUCAAGCUCUUCGGAUGAUGUCACUGAAAAAACAGGAAAUGAAGAGGUGGUACGAGCAAUUCCACAGAGGAGUAAUACAACAGUUCAUGUUUGUUGGCACAGAAAUACCAGCAUAAGUUUAGCUGAUCAAAUCAGGGCAGCUCAGAAUCAGCUAAGUGGUUAUCUGCUUCGAAAGUUUAAAAACAGCAAUGGCUGGCAAAAAUUAUGGGUCGUUUUUACCAAUUUUUGUUUAUUCUUCUACAAAACCUAUCAGGAUGACGCACCACUCGCAAGUCUACCCUUAUUGGGUUACAGUGUCACGACCCCCUUGGAAAAAGACAAUAUCAAUAAAGAUUUUGUUUUCAAGUUGCAAUUUAAGAACCAUGUUUAUUUCUUCCGUGCUGAGAGUGAAUAUACUUUCUCUAGAUGGAUGGAAGUUAUAGGAAGUGCUACUCAGCAUAGCGGUCGAAUGAGAUUAUUCAGUCGGAAAGAGAGUACUCUAGAAAGGCCUUAG